UGACAGUAAAUAUCACAUGCUUAAUGCAUAUAGAUGUGUGCGGGAAAAAUAAGUUUAAUUCAAAAGUCAAAACAUUUGUAUUGUUAUUAAUUUAUUUGUAUUUUUAGUAAAGCCUAUUAAUUAUUUACUUUUCAAGCAAUUUAGGUCCUAUGUAUGAUAAAAUAUUUGCACGCCAUGUCUGCUAUUCCUUCAGUUGUUCACUGGUUUCGAUUGGAUUUGCGUUUACACGAUAAUCUGGCAUUGCGCAAUGCAAUUAAUGAGGCUGAGAAUAGAAAACACAUUUUGAGGCCUAUAUUCAUAAUUGAUUCCGAAAUCAGGGGUCAGAUUCGUGGAAAUAGGCUGCGAUUUUUAAUUCAGAGUCUUCAAGACUUGGACACAAAUUUGAGAAAAUUAAACACUCGGCUCUACAUAAUAAAAGGAAAGAGAGCCCAAUGUUUGCUGGAAUUUUUAAAGAAAUGGGAUGUAAAAUACUUAACUUCACAAGUGGAUAUUGAUCCCGUUUAUGUAUCACAGGAUGAAAUUGUUGAGAAAUAUUGUGAUGAAAAUAAUAUAUUUGUGGUUAAAAGAGUUCAACACACAGUCUAUGAUUGUAACAGUGCCUUAAAAAAAAACAAUGGAAAUGUGCCAAUAACAUACCAGAAGUUUCUCUCAUUGGUAAAAGAUGUUCAGGUGAAGGAAACUAUAGAAAUCACAAAGCAAAUAUCAGAUCAUUGUAAACCUCCAGACUUUGAUUCUAAAGAUUAUGAUGUACCAAGUUUGUCAGAAAUGGGUUUGGAUGAGUCGACUGCCUCAGAAUGUAAAUAUCCAGGUGGUGAAACAGAAGCUCUUAAGAGACUUGACAUGUAUAUGGCUAAAAAGCAAUGGGUGUGUGCAUUUGAAAAACCUAACACUUCUCCAAACAGUAUAGAGCCAAGUACAACUGUAUUAAGUCCUUAUUUAAGCCAUGGUUGUUUGUCUGCUAAACUAUUUUAUCACAGACUAAAACAAGUUGAAAGUGGAAGUAGGCACAGUGAGCCCCCAGUUUCGCUCUUGGGACAACUAAUGUGGAGAGAGUUUUAUUACACAGCUGGAACAGGGACAGAAAAUUUUGAUAAGAUGGUUGGUAAUUCUGUCUGUACACAGAUACCUUGGAAGAAAAAUGAUGAAUACUUAAAGGCUUGGGCAGAGGGUAGAACUGGCUAUCCAUUUGUUGAUGCUAUUAUGCGCCAGUUAAGACAAGAAGGAUGGAUACAUCAUUUAGCUAGGCACAUGGUAGCUUGCUUUUUAACAAGGGGAGAUUUAUGGGUUUCUUGGGAAGAAGGAGCUAAGGUUUUUGAAGAUCUCUUGUUGGACUAUGACUGGUCUUUAAAUGCUGGUAAUUGGAUGUGGCUAUCUGCUUCUGCCUUCUUCUACAAAUUUUUUCGUGUGUACAGCCCAGUUGCAUUUGGUAAGAAAACUGAUAAAGAAGGUUUAUAUAUUCGAAAAUAUGUGCCCGAGCUGAAGAAAUAUCCAACUGAAUAUAUUUAUGAGCCUUGGAAGGCACCUAAAUCUGUACAAACUGCUGCAGGAUGUGUAAUAGGGGUUGAUUAUCCUAAAAGAAUUGUUGAUCAUGACAAAGUACACAAAGAGAACUUACAAAAGAUGUCUGCAGCUUAUAAAAUCAAUAAGGAAAAGAAAGCAAAGAAAAGACCUAGAUCUGAUUAAGGAUAACUUUUUGAAGAUUAUAUUUUUAAAUAAACUUUUUAAUGAA
Molecule: messenger RNA, 1729 nt
Organism: Zerene cesonia (dogface butterfly)
Lineage: Eukaryota; Metazoa; Arthropoda; Insecta; Lepidoptera; Pieridae
Gene: phr6-4
Product: cryptochrome-1
Exons: 2
Coding region: 154-1683 (509 amino acids)
Biological process (GO): circadian regulation of gene expression; entrainment of circadian clock by photoperiod
Cellular component (GO): nucleus; cytoplasm
Molecular function (GO): DNA binding; FAD binding
Source: RefSeq, a predicted model, not a curated record